This is a messenger RNA of Acytostelium subglobosum LB1, 1452 nucleotides long. RefSeq lists its product as hypothetical. The record is from RefSeq and is a predicted model, not a curated record. The transcript has 6 exons. Bases 1 to 1452 code for a protein of 483 amino acids. NCBI's taxonomy places the organism in Eukaryota, Evosea, Eumycetozoa, Acytosteliales, Acytosteliaceae. Gene Ontology annotation, molecular function: protein binding.
AUGGUAUCAUUCUCAAAGGUUAUGAAGGUUGGUGCAUGGGUAUUGGUAGCAGGUACCAUCGCCUCAUCAAUCUAUGACAGCUAUCAGGAUUAUGUAGAGGAGGAGGGAUUCUCGUUGCAGUCAAUGUUUGGCUCGGCUGGUGGUGACGCAGGUGCUGGUGCACCGGCCCUAUCAAAGAAGCCAAAGAAGCUGUCACAUGCCGAGGACGAGAAGUUGAUGAUGCAAUACCAACAGUAUCGCAACUUUGCCGAUCAGGCCAUUCAGCGUGAGGACUUCUCCACUGCACUCGAAGUGUACGAGUUGUUGCACGAGAUUGUCAGCAAGUCACGUACCAUCCAGACAGUCGAUCGUGGUAGCACUCUCUUCUCACUCUUCCGUCUCGCAAGCAUCCUUCAAGAUAGAAAGAAGAUGGCCAAGUAUGCUCAGAUCAUCAUUGAGAACAAUGGACCAAACCCAGUUGGUCCAAAGCUCGACGAGACAAUGAGUCUCUAUGAGAUCGUCGUCAAGGACUUGGUUGAGGACAAGAAGUAUGCAGAGUCCAUCGAGUUGGUCAAGUCGGUCAUGACCAAAUACAAGUUGGCUCCAAGCCAUUUGUCAAACCAAUACUCAAUCCUUGCAAACCUUUACAACAAGAACAACCAAAAGACUUUGUACAUUGAGUCAAUUCACAAGGCCAUCGAGCAGGCUAAGCUCUCUGGAGACAAGGCUUACAUUGCAUCCUCUUUGAUUGAUCUCUUGGAGUAUUAUGCCACUGAGAAGAACCGCGAGAAGGUUGAGGAGAUCAUCGAAUCCGUCACUCCAUACUUUGAGGCAGAGAAGAAGAUCCAGAUGUUGCGUGUCACUUCACCAAUCUUCUUUGAGAAUGAGUUCUAUGACCUGUUCAUUAGGAACCAGGAGGAGAUCAUCCCAUUAUUCGAGACCAAGAUUAACAGCUCAACUGGUGGCGAGGCUGACACUUUGAAGCUCAAGAACUACUUGCUCCGCGAGAAGAAUCAUCUGGCCUGUGGAAAGCUUAUCCUCGACAACCAAGAGGAGGCACUCGAGCUCUUUGACAAUGUUAAGAACCACGAAGACUUGGUAUACACAAUCCCAUCGAUUUCCAAAUACUACAGAACAAAGGAGGCUCUCAUUGAGGACGACGCAUUCUCAAUCGUACUCACUCCUCACGAGAAGGCUGUGAUCCCAGAGGGACUAGAGUUGGUUUGCGAGUUUGAGAACCCAACUGACCCAGACGCACCAACCAUCAUCGAGAAGGCUGUCCAGACAUCGGGCAACAUCGUCCUGGAAACUACCAACGUCGAGGGCAUCGACCCAUCCAAGGCAUACAUGGUCAAGAUCGUCUUGUACAAGAAGGACGACCGCAUGGAGCCAGUCAGCAAACACUUCCAGAUUCUCUCGCCACAAAAGCCCGCCAAGGGUCCAGCCGAUCCAAUGUUCCAGCAGUUGUUGUAA